This is a messenger RNA of Cynara cardunculus var. scolymus (artichoke), 2268 nucleotides long. Its product is annotated as pentatricopeptide repeat-containing protein At1g71420. The record is from RefSeq and is a predicted model, not a curated record. The coding region runs from base 1 to 2229 and encodes 742 amino acids. The transcript has a single exon. Gene Ontology annotation, biological process: RNA modification. Lineage: Eukaryota; Viridiplantae; Streptophyta; Magnoliopsida; Asterales; Asteraceae. Gene Ontology annotation, molecular function: RNA binding; zinc ion binding; protein binding.
AUGUUCAACCUCCGUCACCUUCGCUUCUCUCCUGCAUUCACCUCCUCCGCCUCUGCCUACCUUAACUUCCAUGAAAAUUUGAGCCUUUGCUUAACAAAGGGUCAUCUCGAUGAAGCUCUCACUCUCUUUUACACUUCUAACUUCUCUCAUACCCAACAGACAUAUGCCGAUCUCCUCCACGCCUGUGCCCGCCAUGGAUGUCUCUCGCAAGGCCAAGCUCUACACCACCACAUGCUCAACACCCACAAUCGAAAUGGCUUACAAAAUCUAUACGUAACCAAUCAUCUGAUCAACAUGUAUGCGAAAUGUGGGUGUUUGGAGUAUGCACGUAAGGUGUUCGACGAAAUGGGGGAGAGAAAUAUUGUCUCUUGGACUGCUCUUAUUUCAGGUUAUUCCCAAUUCGACAGACGUGAAGAGAGUUGUGGUAUGUUUUCUGAGAUGUUAGCGGAUUGUCGCCCGAAUGAGUUUGCUUACGCAAGCGUGCUAAGCUGUUGUGAUUGUGAGUUCGGCAAACAGGUACAUGGGCAUUCACUGAAAACCUGUUUUGAUGCUUACACUUAUGUGGCAAAUGCAUUGAUCACCAUGUAUUCAAAGAAUGAUGAUAAAAGUGUUUGUAAAGAUGAACCGCUUGAGGCUUGGAUGGUUUUCAAAUUCUUGAAGUUUCGGAAUCUUGUGACAUGGAACUCGAUGAUUGCGGCUUUUCAGACUAGAGGGAAGUGGGAAGAAGCUGUAAAUCUGUUCUUGACGAUGCGGCAUGAUUGUAACAUUAGUUUUGACCGUGCAACUCUUCUUAGCGUAUUUUCAUCAUUGUUGAUGGUUAGAGACGAUGGUGAUGAUGCGAUUGCCGAAUGUCUCAAGUUCUGUUCUCAGGUACACUGCCUUGCCAUUAAAACAUGGUUUAUCUCAGAAAUUGAAGUGAUAACCACAUUGAUAAAGGCGUAUGCUGAUCUUGGUGUAGAAAUUCCCGAUCUUUAUAGUCUAUUCCUGGAGACACGGGGCCGGAGAGAUAUUGUUUCAUGGACCGCGUUCAUAACAAUAUUCGCCGAACGGGUCCCUGAAGAGUCUCUUCGUUUUUUCUCUGAAUUAUGUCAAGAGGGUUUGAUUCCAGACCGUCAUACAUAUUCGAUAGUCUUGAAAGCGUGUGCAGGCCUUGUGACUAAUCGACCCACGUUGGCUAUCCAUUCUCAAAUCCUGAAACACGGUUUUGAGAAUGACACUGUGCUUGCAAACACAUUGAUUCAUGCAUACGGAAGAUCUGGUUCACUUAUCGAAUCCGUGAAAGUCUUUGAUACGAUACUUAAUAAGGACAUAGUUUCUUGGAAUUCAAUGAUCAAGAUUUACGGGUUGCAUGGUCAACCAAGAAACGCGUUGAAAUGCUUUGCGGAAAUGAAUGUAGCCCCUGAUGCUACAACUUUUGUCGCCCUCCUAUCAGCGUGCAGCCAUGCGGGUUUGGUUGAAGAAGGGACCAAGGUUUUUGAAACCAUGUCUAAAACUUAUGGGAUUGUUCAUCAAAUUGAUCAUUAUGCUUGUAUGGUCGACAUUUUAGGGAGAUCUGGCCGGAUUCUGGAUGCUCAAAAGCUCAUAAACGAAAUGCCAAUGGAACCCGAUUCUGUAAUAUGGAGUUCUAUGCUUGCAGCCUGUCGGAAACAUGGUGAAACGGAUCUGGCAGAGUUAGCCGCUACAAAACUGCAGGAUCUUGAUCCAAAGAAUUCACUCGGAUAUGUACUAAUGUCCAACAUACACUGCUUAGCCGGUACUUUCGAUGAAUCUGUAGAUAUAAGGAACCAAAUGGAAGGGUUCGGUGUGAAGAAGAACCGUGGUUUGAGUUGGACCGAAAUAGGGACCAGGGUGCACGAGUUUGCUGCAGGUGGGGUUCAUCAUCCACAGAGAGAAGUCAUAUUUACCGAUCUAGAGGAGUUAGUGAAGGAACUAAAAGGGUUAGGAUAUGUGCCGGAAACCAAUUUGGCCAUGCGCGACGUAGAGGAGGAAGACAAGAAUCGGGAACUAAGUCACCAUAGCGAGAAGCUUGCUUUCGUUUUCGCGUUAAAGCAUCACGAAUCUAACCCUUUUAGCGCUAUUCGGAUCGUUAAGAACAUACGGAUAUGUGUCGAUUGCCAUAACUUCAUGAAAUUUGCAAGUGAGCUAGUUGGAAGGGAAAUCAUCGUGAGGGAUUCAAACCGGUUUCAUCAUUUUAAAGAAAGAGUAUGUUCUUGCAAUGACUAUUGGUAACAACCACCAGGUUGAUCACUGUAACAACCCGUUUUUCAG